AUUUCUGAAUGAUUCUGGAUUCUAGAAACCUUGGUCCAUGUAUUUGCUGAAACAUGAGAAAUGGAAACCCAAUCAAUAGGAAUGUCAUGAGGUAGUUAAAUUAUGGUGGCCAUGUAGGAUGUUGCGGACAUCAGACUGAAGUACGUGGAUUAUUCAUUCAUCAUGAGCUGCACAGAGAAACAACAUGUGAGCCGUAAAUCAAACAUGAAGCACCCUUCGAACCUGGACAGUUUUAUGGAUGAGGCAGACCGAGAGGUUAUGAGCCUUACAGACCGUGCCUUUAAGAGUCUGUGCAUCGGUGAUGAGGCAAUCUACAAUGACUCAGAGCUUUUACCUUCUCCAGUUGACUGUCACAAGCCAAUAGCUGAAGAGAAAACAAAAAAGCAUGGAGCUCACCGUCCAAAUGGAGUGUACAACACAGCUUGGCAGAUAAAUAAAACCACGUCAAAGAUGUCAUCACUUUUUGCUGCGUUUGUAGCUAAGAAAAACACUGACACAAAAAUGACAAACGGCGACUCAUGGGACAAAUCAGCACUGCUUAGCAUCCAAACAGAGCUAUCUUCAGAUUAUCAAAACCAACUUACUGCUGAACACGUCAAGAGUCAUCGUAAGCGCUCUGAAAAAGGAACUGUUAAUAAAUUGAUCCAGGAUACGAACAAUUCAUCAGCUAAAUCAGCUAAAAAUCAACAUAGCAAAUCCACUAAGCUGAGAAAACUGAAUUCCAAAAACUUUUUUCUUCACAGUGAAUUCAGCCCAUUCCAGUCCUGGGGAGACUUGAAUAGGUAUGGACUGGAGCACAUGGAGAUGUUUCCAUGCAAUAGCCCAGCUGGAUUGAAUAAAUCCCCAGUUUACAGUCAACUAAACAAUUCAAACAGAUUACAUGUACCAGAGCCAAAUCAAAGAGAGACAAGCCAAAGCACCUCACCUUUGGAACCUCAAAAUAAGUCUAAAUCUGAUUUAUCACAAUGUAAAACACAAACGUUGACAACGGUACCGCCGGUACCGGACAAAAAUUCUGAGCAAAAUUUCCAGAAACAAACAAACAUUCAGAAUGAGACUGUUCAGACACAAGUGCUGUUGACCUCGUCCGAAUCGUUUCCGAGGUGUCAGUCUGAUGGGGACCUUCCUGCUCCUUGGAGGAAAAGUCGAAGCAGGGCAAAAGGUGUCGCCCAGCCACUUAUCAGUUUAACUGCCUCUGAAAGGUCUAACACUGGAGAGGAGGGUGCAAUACCAAAUACAACUCAGGUCAGGACAGUGGAAGAAGCAACCUGCUUAAAUUUAACUCCAUUCAGUAUUUCACAACUGUUGACACCAGUCAUACCCUCCAGGCAGGGUACAGGAACCUCAGAGAUACUGCAGUCUCUUCACUCACCUGGGGCCCUCGAUAUCCCAGCAAUCCAUGAGAAUGAGAUUUGUCAAUCACCUGAUAUCAAACGAGAAGGAUACAAAUCCAAGGCGUCAAGUUUGUUAUUUAAUCUUAAGGACAAUAGAAAACGAGUCAAGGCAACUUACAACCCACCACAGUUUAAAGUUUUAGAUGCAGCUGAGCAAAAUAAGUUGUCUCCGCUAAUUGAGAACGAUGUCACCAAAAAUAUUCAGAAAAGUCCAGAAAUUAGAGAUGCUAAAACCACAUCAGCUGUUCAGAAAACUAAUUUGAAUCCAAAGAGCCCUGAGACUGCAGACAUGCAAAGCGCACAAUCCAGCGGUCAUAUAAAUAGUGCAUUGCCAGAUGACUUUUUGGGACUUAGUCUACUGCAAGAUUUGAAUAGAGACUUUAUACAUUCAAAAUCAAAAACAAAUCCUUUGGCUAAAGUUACAUACCCAUCUUUAAAUUUGUACCGGAAAUCUAGUCCAAUAGAUUUGAAUACUAAAACCAUGCCAGUGGAUGUCCAUGGCUCUCAUCCUACAAGUGCAGAACAGAAGCUAAACAAAGAGAAGGGAAGAAAGGAAAUGCAAAGAAAACAUCAAUUGACUAAGCCAAAAAUAAACAAUGUUAACCAUGAAUAUACUAAUCAGAACCAUGAUGAAACGUCAAACAAGGCACUAAAUGAGAAAAACAAUGCUGUAGAUCUAAAGGAAAAAUAUAUUCCUGCUGUAUUAAAGAAGCACACUGCACAAAAAGAUGCCUUGACUAUUUCAGGUAGUAGGAACAAAGAAAAAAUUGAUACAGGAGGAAUAUUUACGGCAGAUGAAAGGCUUAUCAAAAAUAAAGAAAGUAACAGGAAGGAAACAACGCCUAAACAUUUAUUUUCUGCAAGACAAAAUAACUACAUCAAAAAUCAAAGAUAUGUGAAUGUAGAUGAAGGUAAUAAUGAAGAAUGUGAAUACUGGCAAGAGAAUGUCAUCGCAGCAGGAAGGGAUGAGCCACGGAAGGAAGGAUUGAAUGAAGAUGUGUACAAGGGAAACGGACAGGAAAAUAGGGACACUCCUCGUAUCAAAGACAGUGCUACAAAUGAUGCUGGUACAAAAAAUUAUCAAUGGAUACCAUCCCAGAAAGAACCAGGUAUAGACACUGAAAAAGGAGCAGCCAAAAAUGAUGCUUCCUCUAUGAAAGGAAACACUUCAGCAAAAAUAGCACUGUUUAGUUUAAGGGAACAACCACUGAAUACGGUCCCAGGCUCAAAGAAGAAGAACAUCAUAAAGGAUAAGUAUGAGCUAGCCACAGUGGCUUUAGAGAAAAGAAUAGCAGAGAGAGAGCAAAGAGAAAAGCUUAGUGGUAGGCAAAGUGAGCUUGAUGUACCCAUUAAUCAAGAGAGUAUGCUAGCGUCGAAUCAGAAAAAGGGAGGUCAGGAAGCCAUUUCUGAUUUUACAUCAACUUGCCAAAAUGGUCGUAGCAUGUCAGGCAUAGACACCUUCCAUGGUGAAAGUCAUGUGCCUGUGUUAAAAUUAGAAGAACCUUAUAAGCAGGAAGGUGCUGCAAAGCACAGCCCAAGUAGACUGAUAUUUACAGCCAGGGAAAGAUCUGACAAACAUGGUCAAUAUGGUGAUAUCAACUCAAUGGCUGAUGUUACUCAACUCACAGAAACAGUGUGUAUGCCUAAAAAUAUAAGCCUUGAUCAAGGAAUCUCAGUAGUUCAGGACUAUAUCGACAGUAACCUCAGCAGAAUGGGUGAUGAUUUUGAGUCUUCUAACCACACAAAGAAGGGCUCUUGUAAACCUGAGGCACCUCCUGGAAGAGAAAGAACAAAUUCCCCCCAAAGUGAAGACAUAGGCAUGUAUGAAAGUAAAAGAAAGGAAGAUGUAAGGAGUUUUGAGAAAUCAGUAAAAAAUGAAGACUGUUUAUUUAAUAUAUCUAAUCUACCAAGAGAUGAAGGACCAGUAAAGGGCCAUGUGUCAUCACUGAUUGAAAAAAUUGAUAGAAAACAAGUAAGGCCAAGGCUGAAUGUUCAAGAUGUUUCGAGGCAAGAAGAGGGUCUCAUGGUCUAUCCUGGGAAUAACUCUUUAAAACAAAAAGCAAUUUCACCAAAGGAUAUGCUGGAUUUUCCUGAAGUUGAAGGAAAUUUAACAAAAGUUAAUUAUGAUGCAAGAGAAAAAGAAUCAGACAGCAAAGAACUGCCUGACAAAGAUUCAAAACUAGCCAUCAAAAAUGAAUUAAAUCUAGAUGAAGAAAUGGCUGAGAAAGAGGGAUUUCAAAUCAAUAAUAAAGAUGUCACAAGGAAUGCAGUGGACAAAAAUAAUGUGACUGGAACAGAGAAUGAAAGUAUUUCUAAUAGUUUUAGAACAACAGGUGACAAGAACAAAUCCGAAAAUUAUAGUGAAAGUCCUAGCAAAGAGUAUUUAGCUGAGUAUUUUGAGAAAUUUGAUGAACCUGAUGUUGAACCUGAGCAAACCUUGAACCUGGUAACCCCUAAAAGUGCUCCUGUAGAUAGGGUAACCCUUUAUGAUAUUCUUUAUCAAACAGAACCUUCAUUGUUGAAAGAUAUGAAACAAAUAGAACAGGGCAAUAUGUUGUCCAAACUACCAGAGGACUCUUCCUUUACACAGAAAACAGAGUCUCCAUCUCUGAAUGAAGGUAAAGAAAGAAAAUGUGAGAAUUUAGACACAACAGAUUUCUGUUCCAGUAGCGACUCUAAAAGUACAUCCCAUAACUUAGACAUGGCAGUUCCUCUUCCCAAAGAUGUGGAAAAAGGAGGAUGGGUGCACUGUUUGAUUGAAUCAGCUCGCAAUCUAACACCAACCUGCCAGUCAAAUGGCUCCUCUCCCAUACUGGGAAAACCUGCUUUAUUUAAGGUGAAAGACAACACAUUCAGUGCAUCCCCUGUUACCAAAACUGUAAGACCAACACUCCAUAAAACUAUUGCAGGUGUAACACAGCCAUGGUCUCCUAGAGAAAGCUUAAGUGGGUCAGAAAGAGGUGAAGAAGAUCAAGACCUUUUCAAAGACAUUGUGGAUGUGCAUAAUUCAACUUUGCCCUCCACACCUGUCCGAGUCACCCAGCCAAACCAGUCAUCAAUACAGGUUUUGCCCCCUCCAUCCUUUCAACCCACCACAGAACAUGAGGAAAAAGGGCUAACGGAUGGUUCCACAGUGCCAGAAGAAGAGAAGUGGCCAUUGGUUAUAUGUUCGGUUUCAGAGGAAAACGAAAACUAUGAACAAAGUCCAGGUGACACGGUGGAGGAGAUCACAUUCAAGACUGUACCUAAAGACAGCACAGAGGAAUCAAAAGCACCAAGUGAGAGAUCUGAAUCAGUUUGUAGUGGCACUGAAAAUCAACCCCAGGGUAAACCACCUGCUGUCCCACCAAAAUCGGAAAAAGCACUGCGUCGUGCCAUGAAGCUGACCACAAUGAGGAUUCAGAAAGCAGAGGCUAAAAGUAAAUCAGAGCGUGGUCGGAGCAGCGAGAAGGGUUCCAGUCAGAAACGUGAGAGGAGGCACCACAGUAGUGAUAAACUUCUCAGUGACAGAUCAUACCAAAAAGAACUAAGUACGGACAGAGGUAGCAGUAACCAAAGCACUGGUGAAAACACCAGUGAGACAUUUCCUCUAAAUCCUAACACAGGUGGAAGGCAUACCACACAGCAUAAUAAAUCAAGUAGUCGUAGAAAGGAGAAAGAGACUGGAAAGAAACUCCAGCAAGGGCGCCAUAGCAGUCUCAUCAAUACGGAUAGUGAUCCCAAGGGCUGUGUGGCUGUAAAACAAAACGAAAAUAAUUUACAACAGAAAGAUCAGUUUGAUACCCAGAAUAUAAAUGCUGACUCUCAGAGAUUGGGACGUACCAGUGAGAAAUACCAACCACAUAAGAUGUACCGCAGGGCUCAAAGUUUGGACAGAUUUGCAAGUGGCAAACAUGAGCACAUGUUACUUGAUUCAGAAAAUCCAGCAUGUAAAACUAAUACUGAGACAAUAAAGAAACUGGGCCCAGCACAGACAGCACCUUUGAGACAAAACAGCAUUGAGAACACUUAUGGCUCUCCAGCAAACAACAUCUUACCACAUUCUUUCCCAAUGACCCAAAGGAAGCUUUUGCAGGAUCUUGAUUCUGGACAGUACUUUGUGGUGGACAUGCCAGUGCAGGUCAAGACAAAAACCUUCUUUGAUCCAGAGACAGGAAGAUACGUCCAACUGCCAGUUCAGUCACUUGAAGGGUCUGUACCACGGGCACAAUCUGUAGAAGUUGUGAAUGCACCUCCACUUAUGCUGUAUCAUGGCUUUGUUCCAGUGCCUGGCUUAUCCUUACCAUAACCAAAAUCCUUUUUAAAAGCAUUUGUCUGCAUAUUUGGUCUCAUCUCAGGCCAGUGAAAUAAGCAUGACGAGCUUUAUCAAAAGUACAAAAGAGAGUCUCAGCCCUACCUGGAGGCUGUGUGUGUAUUGGAAGAGCACUUUUAAAUAAAUGUAAUUGGAAUUUGAUUGUGUUUAAGUCAAAUACCCUAUCUUACAUUCUCAUGGACAAUUAGGAUUCGAUUCCGUCAGUCACCAGGGGGCACAAACCAGUGCACUCUCAGUCCAAAUACAAUGGGGAGGGUUGCAUCAGGAAGGGCAUCUGGUGUAAAACCUGUGCCAUAUCAACCUUGGGAAUUGAAUUGCAGCCCCAAUAAAAAGAACAACUGCACAGAUGUUGAUGAAUACAAUUACAUUAUAGACCAAUAAAUGGUCUUGGAAUACAGUGAGUCUGAAUUCAGGCAUUAGUAUUUUUGUCAUAACUAAAUAUAUAUGUUUUUUACAUAUUUUGCUCCUAGCUCUAAAAUAUAAUAGUUUUCCUCCCGCAUUUGGUAUUGGCCUUUGGGAUUUUCUAACGAUUAUGUAUUUUAUGAUGUUGGACUGGGUUAUUAUGCUAUUACAUGAAUGCAGAAAAAUAGUGAAUUUUCAUUGUUGACAUUCUUUGCCAUAAAGUUUCUUUUGCAGAUGACAAAAUGCACUGAUUAAAUAGAGAAAAGUGAAAAUAGUGGCUUUAUGUCUUAAACGGCAUAUUUAAAGGCUUAAUUAGAUGUUACCUAUGUAUUUAGUGUAUUUAUGUAAUAAUUUGUGUAUUUGAAAUGACUGAUUGAUUUCAUGAGGCUAUGUUGCUGGCUUCAUAAGAUGUAAACCAUUCCAAUAAAAACACUCAACAAAUGUCUAAUAUUUCAUAUUAAGUAAGAAUGACCAGUUUUAAGUGACUGGUCUAAAUAAACUACUGUUUAGAUCAA
This is a messenger RNA of Clarias gariepinus (North African catfish), 6623 nucleotides long. RefSeq lists its product as uncharacterized. Lineage: Eukaryota; Metazoa; Chordata; Actinopteri; Siluriformes; Clariidae. Gene Ontology annotation, biological process: positive regulation of calcineurin-NFAT signaling cascade. The transcript has 2 exons. Gene Ontology annotation, cellular component: Z disc. Bases 163 to 5682 code for a protein of 1839 amino acids. The record is from RefSeq and is a predicted model, not a curated record.